Aphidius gifuensis is the source of this 2852-nucleotide messenger RNA. Its product is annotated as leucine-rich repeat-containing protein 45-like. The coding region runs from base 144 to 2228 and encodes 694 amino acids. The record is from RefSeq and is a predicted model, not a curated record. NCBI's taxonomy places the organism in Eukaryota, Metazoa, Arthropoda, Insecta, Hymenoptera, Braconidae. Gene Ontology annotation, molecular function: protein binding. The transcript is spliced from 3 exons. Gene Ontology annotation, cellular component: centrosome.
GUUUAUAUUUUGAUUUUUGUGUGCUUGUAAAAUGGCAAAAUAAUGCAAGACACAAAAAUGUAAUAAUAAUUAAAAAUACAUCUAUUAAGUUACAUAAAAAUUAUUUAUUUAUUAAUAGUGAUUUGAAGUAUUUAUUAUUAAAAAUGUUGGAUGAUUAUGAACUUUUUAUCCAAUUGUGUGAAAAAGCUUCAUUGUCAGUGUCAUCUGAAAUAAUUGAUGCCAUUAAAGAGUCUGGGAAAACUGGACAACUACAAUUGGACAGUCAAUCAAUUUUCGUUCCAGUUUGUGAAAUUUUAUGUCGAGUACUUUCAUCAAGUACGUCAAUUAAAAUACUUGAUCUCAGUGAUUGUAUGCUUGUGCCAAAAGGUCUUUGUAAAAUACUUGAGGCACUUAUUAAUGGCUCAAAUAUAACAACUUUACAUCUCAAAGGUAACAACAUAAGUGGACCAACUGUUAAACUUUUAGGUGAUAUAUUUUAUCAAAAUAAUACACUUAAAAAAUUAUUCAUUGAAUGGAAUUCAAUUGGUGCUGAUACUCAAUCAUUCAGUAAAUUUUGCAAUGGUCUUGAAGCAAAUAAUAGCAUUGAAGAAUUAGAUUUACGUUACAAUCAAAUAUCACCACAAUGUGCUGAAUCAUUAGAAAUAUUAUUCAAGAAAAAUAAAACAUUAAAAAAUAUUAAUUUAUCAUGGAAUACAAUUGGUCUACAUGGAGGACAAUUAAUAUUAAAUGGAAUGAAAAAAAAUAAAAGUAUAUUAAAAUUAAAUUUACGUGGUAAUUGUAUACCUCAAGAUAUUAUUAAUAAUAUUAAUGAUAUUAUUUAUAAUAAUCAAAGUAAACUAUUUUUUUACAAACAAAAUAUUAAUAGUAUUAAACAAAAACAAAAUACAGCUUUAUUUAAUCAUAAUUUACAUAAUAAUGAUGAUGAUGAUACUAUUGAUGAUUGUAAAAAAAUAAAAAAUAAAAAUAUUAAUAAUUAUGAUGAUGAGAUAAAAGAAUCAUCAAUUAAUAUUAAAAUCAUUGAUAAUCAUCAAAAUAAUAAAUUAGAAAGUGAAAAUAUUAAUAAUGUUGAGCUUGAUAAAUUUAUUUCAAAUUCAUCAAGUAUUAAUAAUCAAAUAAAUGAUUUAAAUAAAAUUUUACAAGAAAAAUCAUUAAUUAUAAGUGCCUUAACAGCUGAUAAUACCCAAAAAAAUGAUGAAAUUAAAAAUUUAAAUAUUAAAAUUGAAGAAAUUAAGACUGAAUUAUUACAAGAAAAAUUAGAUAAUGAAAAAAUGACAAUUGAAAAGUUAAAUGAAAUAGCAUCAGUCAAAGAAAGCUAUAAAAAUAUUGAUGAUAAUUGGAGUGCUAAGUACAAAGAACUUGAAAAUAUUAAUAAGUUAAAUAAAACAAGUAUUAAAAAUUAUGAAAUUAAAGAAAAACAAUAUGAAAAUAAUUAUGAAAAAGCUUCAUUAGAAAUACUAGCAUUACGUGAAAAAUUAAUGAUUAAAUCACAAACACAUGAAGAUGUUGUUUUGCAUUAUAAAACUGAAAUGUAUAAGUUAAAAAGAGAAGUUAAAGAAAAUGAUAGUAAAUAUAAAAUUGAAUUAAAUAUAUUAAAAAAUGCACUUAAAGAAACAACCCAAGCAUUGGAAGAUUGUCAAGAUCAUUUACAAAAAAAUCGUGCUGAUAGCCGUUUGACAAAUGAAAAUUUAACAAAUGCAAAGCUAAAAAUAUCUGAGCUUGAACAUACAUUAAAAAAAUAUACAAAGCUAGAAGAUACACUGGAAAAAUUAAAAGAAGAUAAAUUAAAUGUUGAGGAAAAAUUAAUUGAUUCACAAAGAAAAUCAUCAAGUUUACAACGUCAAAUUGUCAUGUUAAAAAAUGAACUUGUUGAACCACAAAGAAAAUAUGAUGUUCUAAAAGAUGAGCUUAAUCAAGAACGACAAAAAAAUGAAAGAUUUAAAGAUGAAUUAUCUGAUAUACGUGGACGUUUAAAAGAAGAAAAUUCAGUAAAUCAAAAAUUAUCACAUGAAAUAACAGCAUUGAAUUUAAAAUUAAAUGAUAUUAAUAAUAAUUAUGCUGAUAAUAUUCGUGAAAUUGAACGUGAGAGAAAACAACUUAAAGAAUUAAUUGCCAACAGAGAAAAAGAACUCAAUGACUUUAAAAAUGAAGAAGCCAAACGUGCCAGUCAACUUUAUACAGCAUUUAGCAAGUAUCUUGGAGCAAUUGGAUUAAAUAAUAUUAUUCAAUAAAAAACCAAAAAACAAAAAAAAAAAAAUGUUAAAUUAUAUUUAACAUUUUGUAUUUUUUUAUACCAAAUAAUUAUUAUAAUUAUUAUCAAGUUAAAAUAUAUUAAUAUAUUUUGAUUUAUUCAUUUUAUAAUAUUAAUAAUAUAAAAAUUAAUUUAUGGUUAUAUACAUGAUAAAAAUAUUAAUUAACGAGUAGAAAAAUUCGUGGAAGAGAAUGAAUAAAAAAAAAUUAAUUUAAUGAUAAUCGAGGAGUGACUGGUAUAUAAUAUUAAACCAACUUUCAAAGUGCCUCAUACACAAAAAAAAAAGGGGUUCUUAAUGUCAAGCACUUUUAAAGCAAUUAUUUACGCUUGAAAUUCUUGUUAAAUAAUUUUCAUUAAUUUCCUCGUAUCAUUAAAUAACCACAAGUAUAUUUAUAUUAUUAUCCCUAAUUUUUGAUAAACUAUACUUGGAAAUUACAUGACAAUUUUCACUGUUUAUUUUGUACUUCCGUAUUUUAUAAAUGUCAAAGUUUUUUAAAUAAAAAUUAAACAAAUACCAAGAAAAUAUAAUGAAAUAUUAUUAAACAAUGUUAAUAUUUAAUUAAACAAACAAAUAAUAAAAACACCAAAAUUUAUUCGUAAUAAA